Molecule: messenger RNA, 1771 nt
Organism: Colias croceus (clouded yellow)
Lineage: Eukaryota; Metazoa; Arthropoda; Insecta; Lepidoptera; Pieridae
Gene: Hsdl2
Product: hydroxysteroid dehydrogenase-like protein 2
Exons: 12
Coding region: 154-1434 (426 amino acids)
Cellular component (GO): mitochondrion
Source: RefSeq, a predicted model, not a curated record
UGUGAUAACUGUUAUGUACAUAAAUCGUACAUAACCAGUGGAGUUCAAAGUUUCACUGAUAAUUAUUACCAAUACACAUUUUUUUAAAUCAUCGUUGGUUUGGUUGAUUUUUAAAAACUUUUAGUUUUAAAUUCGGUAAAUAAUUUGAUCAACAUGAGUUUAGUUGCCAACACAGGGAAGCUCGCAGGCCGUACCCUGUUCAUAACCGGUGCCUCGCGUGGCAUCGGCAAGGCUAUUGCCCUGAAAGCCGCUAAGGAUGGAGCGAACGUGGUUAUCGCCGCUAAAACAGCGGAACCUCAUCCAAAACUUCCGGGAACUAUAUAUACUGCCGCCGAAGAAAUUGAAGCUCUCGGUGGAAAGGCUCUCCCAUGUAUAGUAGAUGUGCGAGAUGAGAAACAGGUUCAGAAAGCCAUUGAUGAAGCUGUCAAAAAGUUCAACGGUAUAGACAUUCUGGUGAACAACGCGUCGGCGAUCUCUCUCACGGGCACUGCAGAGACGGACAUGAAGAGAUAUGACCUCAUGCACAAUAUCAACACACGGGGCACUUUCCUUGCAUCAAAGCUAUGUCUGCCCUUGUUGAAGAACAGCGACCAUGCGCACAUCUUGAACUUGUCCCCACCACUCAAUAUGAGUCCGUACUGGUUCUCAAUCCACGUGGCGUACACGAUGGCGAAGUACGGCAUGUCGAUGUGUGUGCUCGGCAUGAGCGAGGAGUUCAAGCCUUACAAUAUUGGUGUUAACGCGCUCUGGCCCAGGACCGCGAUCGCGACAGCAGCUAUCGAGAUGCUAACAGGCGACACGUCGACCAGCCGCAAGCCCGACAUCGUCUCUGACGCCGCUUACGCUAUGCUCUGCAAAGACCCACGCACGUACACGGGCAACUUCGCGAUCGACGAAGAUGUGGUACGAGACGCCGGUGUUACUGACCUCAAGCCCUAUGCUUGUGAUCCCGCCAACGCGGACCGGCUGCUGCUGGACGGGUUCCUGGAUGAUGAAGAGGCUCGUCUGCAGCACUCCGCCACGGUCAGCUCGGCCGCCACACAGCGACGCGCCUAUCAUACUACGGCUGCACAGUUUAAACAGGCGGAGCAAUCUGGUGGCCAGAUCCCAGCCCUGUUCGAUGCCAUCAGCAAAACUAUAUCACCUGAACUGGUGCAGAAGACACAAGCGGUGUACCAGUUUAAUGUUAAAGGCAAGGAGGAAGGCAUUUGGCACUUGGACCUGAAGAACGGCGACGGAGCGUGCGGCGCCGGCGAGCCCAAAGCGGCGCCCGACGCGACGCUCACUAUGGACGGCAACCACUUCGCGGAGAUGUUCGCCGGUAAACUGAAGCCCACCACAGCAUUCAUGAUGGGAAAACUGAAGAUCAAAGGAGAUCUGCAGAAAGCCAUGAAGUUAGAGAAAAUGAUGAAGUCUCUCAAAAAUAAGAUGUAAAUUAUCUAGUACAUAAAUAUUAUAUUGUUUGUGAAAUCAGUCAAUUUAAGGAAGGAACUGUAUAUGUAUAGAAUGGAAAUAUAUUUAUUUUUUAUAAAGUUAAGAUUUAUCCUUUUUAUGAAGCCAGUAUGAACUUAUAUAGAACUGUAUAAUAAUUGUAAAAAAAAGCAUAAUAAUUUGGCAGCAGAGGCUAUUUUUGUAUCGAAAUGUAGAAUCUGUUUUACGUAUGUUACCUCUUCUAUGUGAAUCAAACAGUUAACUGAUAACAACUUUUUGUAUUUUGUACAUAAAUAUAUUUUUGUACCUACUGACAAUACAAUAAAACCUUAUGAAUGUA